Sclerotinia borealis F-4128 is the source of this 2469-nucleotide messenger RNA. The record is from the annotation of a GenBank genome assembly. Lineage: Eukaryota; Fungi; Ascomycota; Leotiomycetes; Helotiales; Sclerotiniaceae.
AUGUCGCGGACAAAUGACCACGAUGAUCAUACGCAGAUCAAUGCCUCCGAGGCUACUGCCAUGGUCUCAUCAUCACAAGCUGCUGUCUUCGAGAAGAUGUUGAGUUCGUUGGAGCGUAUUGAGGGAUUGAUGGAAAGAAAUGCGAAUGCCGCUAACAAGAAAGAUACCUCGCCCGAUGAGAGUUUCCGUGAUUGCAGAACAAAAAAGCAUCAAGAAACAAAUUCACAACCAGAAUCGUUGUUAUAUAGAGCUGCUUACGCAAUUGGUAACUCGUUUUUUCCAGCGUCGUCGAUUCACAAUUAUGGACCCAAGCUAUGUACAGUUAAUGAUAUCCCAGGGUAUCAAGACCUCCCAACCUGUCUCGCCGAAUUCCCACCUGAUUCUUCCGGAUGGUAUCAUUUGACCGUAUCUAAAUAUUGGUUAGAAAGACAGAGCCUGGAAAAUGCCAAAAGAGACUUUAAGGAGUCUUGGCAAUUAUUGCAAAAGAUGCAGGAAUUCAAUAGGACCCAUCUGAGGGAUUAUUUAGGUGGAAGAAUCCGUAUUGAUGUUAUCGAUCAUGCUAUUGCCGACGCAGAUGCUACAGCAUUUGAUGAAAAUGGGCGUGCUUAUGAGACCUGUAUGGUUCCUAUUCAUUAUCAACAUCAUCAACAUGAAGAUGCUAACGAUAUAAGUGGGCCCGUUAGAACGUCCCUUGGACAGCGUACAAUACAUGCCAACUGUAUAGUAUAUUAUCGCUAUAUCAAUAAUAAUCAGGAUGGAGAUCCGCCCGUCGUAAGGGAUAACCCCAACCCUAAGAUUUGUCGUACUAUAAUUUGUCGAGGCCUAUUUAAUGUCGAAGGGGAUUUUGAUGGUUUCAAUAACAGAUACCUGUUGCUCGGCCACCACGAUUUCAAAAGGAUGGUUAAAGAUCAUUUGGCGUGUUUUACUGAAACUGAGAAUAUUUUCGACACAAACUUCUUUGAGCCUGAUGAGUUCAUGGGUGGCUCUUGCCAGUCAGAGACUGAAGCAUGGAGAUGGAAGAGUGGGGAACUUUUCCCCGAUCAAGGACAAAAGUCUGGGUGGGGAUAUAGGCGAAAGAACAUCAAAAUAAUACAUUGGACAGUCUAUCCCGCAAGGGUAUCUAACGACGCAGUUCUAGCUCUCAUUCCACUUGGGGGUACAUUCAAUUCUCUGUGGACGGCACGAUGGAAACAAACGCCCAGACACAAAACGGUCAUAUUCUCCCUGCUGGUGAUCUCAGCCACAGACGCGAUAAUAUCGUGCUGGAAAGCCCUUGAGAUCAAAAUGAUAGCUUUGUUGAGUACAGAUCAACUCACUGACUUUAUGGAUCCUGGAGAAUAUGUUCACCAAUUAUACGAUCGAGCAAAUUUUUCGAAGUCAAGGUUCUAUUUUUGGGCUAUCGGAUGCCUGAUGGCCUUUGAUGACCAGAUCAGCCUCAAUAUAGAGGCUAUUGAUAAAUUUGCGAACCCAAAAGCAUGGUAUUGGAGAGGAACAUCAAUCGAUCCUGAGCUUGCUAAGGAUAUAGCAAACAACCGUGAGAAGUUAGCUCAGAUUCGACAGCAAUUUCGCAAAGAUCUAAAGCGCUUGGAAUCAUUGCGUGAUGGUCUUUAUAAUGGCAGUACCGUGAUGGAAAGCAGACAAUCUAGAGUUCUUGGGGAAAAUGUCAGGCUGCUGACAUUUGUGAGCAUUUUCUUUCUACCUUUGGGAUUCUGUGCGUCUGUUUGGAGUGUUCCAUCUGUCAACGCACGCUGGCCGGAUCUGAGAAUUAUGGCAAUAGCUGCGACCGUUUUCACCACCUUUACGAUCUCUAUUGUUUGUAAUCUAGACCGACUGAUAUGGUUGCUCAAAAAAACUCUGGAGUCCCCUCGAAAUAAGCUAAUUGCAAGAAUGCCAUCACAUGGAACAGCCUCCAAGACAUUACCAGAGAGGCGGAUUCGACGUUCCAAACAUAUGGAACCAAAAGAACUAUCUCAACAGGAGAAGGAUAUCGAAAAGUGGGCCAACAGAGCGAAAUCAUUCGAGCCGUUUCCCCGUUCGGACUUGCCUUCACGACCUACUCAUUGGUGGCUAUUCAUGUUUGCCAUCAAGCUUUGCGUUUCAUAUAUCGCGUUGCAAAUCAGUCGACUAAAAGCUUGGAGUUCAGCCAAAGCAAAUGUUCUACUCAAGAACAUAACCAGAACUUUUACUUCAACCGAGCGCGUUAUACCAACAGGUCCCGAGAAUACGAUACAUGCUCCUGAUGACGAUGGUACGGUACAAAGGAAUGCCAGCACUUCCGCACAAGCAAUUGUUCCCCCUGAAAAUAACACGCCAACAAUUCAUCCCGAACCACUUCAACAAAUAAAUCAAAACUCGAGUUUGGCAGAUCUGACAAGUGUGGUGGUUGGCAAUGAUGGAGGUGUUGAGAAUGAUUCUUUGAGUAUAGCUAUGGCUACUCCUUUGCCAGCGUCUGAUUCUAUUUCAUUGUGA